This is a messenger RNA of Condylura cristata (star-nosed mole), 3487 nucleotides long. It is a transcript of the gene INTS6L, whose product is annotated as protein DDX26B. Gene Ontology annotation, cellular component: integrator complex. The coding region runs from base 179 to 2746 and encodes 855 amino acids. NCBI's taxonomy places the organism in Eukaryota, Metazoa, Chordata, Mammalia, Eulipotyphla, Talpidae. The record is from RefSeq and is a predicted model, not a curated record. The transcript is spliced from 18 exons. Gene Ontology annotation, biological process: snRNA 3'-end processing.
GCUGCAGAGAGAGGAGACCCGGAGCAGUUGCAUCCGUCCCGUCCCGUCCUGUCUCCCCCUCUUCCUCUUGCUCCCUGUGCCUUGGCUCUGCGAGAGUUGAGGGUUCAGGUGUCGGUUCGCGGCAGUGAGGGCAAGAGGGCCAGGAGAGUGGGAAGCGGCGCCCAGGGUGCGGGGGAAGAUGCCCAUCCUGCUGUUCCUCAUAGACACGUCCGCCUCUAUGAACCAGCGCACUGACCUGGGCACCUCCUAUUUGGACAUUGCCAAAGGCGCUGUGGAAUUAUUCUUGAAGCUGCGCGCCCGGGACCCGGCCAGCCGCGGAGACAGGUACAUGCUGGUCACCUACGACGAACCCCCAUACUGCUUCAAGGCUGGUUGGAAAGAAAAUCAUGCAACAUUCAUGAGUGAACUAAAAAAUCUUCAGGCAUCUGGACUGACUACUCUUGGUCAAGCUCUAAGAUCCUCAUUUGAUUUGUUAAAUCUCAAUAGAUUAAUAUCUGGAAUAGACAAUUAUGGACAGGGGAGAAAUCCAUUUUUUUUAGAACCAUCUAUUUUAAUUACCAUCACAGAUGGCAACAAGUUAACAACUACUGCUGGUGUUCAAGAAGAGCUUCAUCUGCCUCUGCAUUCUCCUCUGCCUGGAAGUGAACUAACCAAAGAACCUUUUCGUUGGGAUCAAAGGUUAUUUGCCCUGGUGUUGCGCUUGCCUGGGUUGGCUGUGACUGAGCCAGAACAACUAGGGAGCGUGCCGACCGAUGAGUCUGCCAUCACACAGAUGUGUGAAGUCACAGGAGGUCGCUCCUACUGUGUUAGAACACAGAGAAUGUUGAAUCAAUGUUUAGAAUCUCUAGUUCAAAAAGUUCAGAGUGGUGUAGUUAUUAACUUUGAAAAAACAGGACCAGAUCCACUUCCUAUUGGAGAAGAUGGAUGUGUGGAUUCAGCUAGGCCAAGCAAUUCAUUUGCUGCCCAAGCAUGGCAUAGUUGUCAUAAGCUCAUUUACGUACGACCUAAUUCUAAAACUGGCGUUCCUGUUGGACAUUGGCCAAUUCCAGAGUCUUUUUGGCCAGAUCAGAAUUUACCUUCACUACCUCCUCGAACAUCUCAUCCUGUUGUGAGGUUCUCCUGCAUAGACUGUGAACCAAUGGUAAUAGACAAACUUCCGUUUGACAAAUAUGAACUUGAACCUUCACCUUUAACUCAGUAUAUCCUGGAACGAAAAUCUCCCCAUACCUGCUGGCAGGUGUUUGUUACUAGCAGUGGAAAAUACAAUGAACUUGGAUAUCCAUUCGGUUAUUUAAAAGCCAGUACAACUUUAACUUGUGUAAACCUCUUUGUGAUGCCAUACAACUAUCCAGUUUUACUCCCUCUUUUAGAUGACUUGUUUAAAGUUCACAAGCUUAAGCCAAAUCUGAAGUGGCGACAGGCUUUUGACGGCUACUUAAAAACUCUGCCUCCAUACUACUUAUUACCAUUAAAGAAAGCACUAAGGAUGAUGGGAGCUCCAAAUCUGAUAUCAGAUAAUUUAGAUUGUGGACUUAGUUACAGUGUUAUCUCUUACCUUAAAAAACUCAGCCAACAGACCAAACUAGAGUCAGAACGAAUACUAGCAUCAGUGGGGAAGAAACCUCCCCAGGAAAUUGGAAUCAAAGUGAAAAAUCAUUCUGGAGGUGGCAUGUCCUUAACUCACAAUAAAAAUUUUAGAAAAUUAUUGAAAGAAAUCAUAGGGGAAACUCCAUCGAGACUGACAGAAUUGAAUACCAAAGAAUUUGCUGGCUUCCAAGUAGGGCUCUUAAACAAGAAUUUCAAUCCUCAGACAUACAGAAAUGCUUAUGAUAUUCCACGCCGAGGUCUUUUAGAUCAGCUAACAAGAAUGAGAUCCAAUUUGCUGAAAACACACAAAUUUAUUGUUGGACAAGAUGAAGAUUCACUUCAUAGUGUGCCAGUAGCACAGAUGGGCAACUACCAGGAAUAUCUAAAGACAUUGGCUUCUCCGCUUCGAGAAAUUGAUCCAGAUCAACCGAAAAGGCUGCAUACUUUUGGCAACCCAUUUAAACAAGAUAAGAAGGGAAUGAUGAUUGAUGAAGCGGAUGAGUUUGUAGCAGGGCCACAAAAUAAAAUCAAACGUCCUGGAGAAUCCAGCAGUCCUGUGUCACCUAAGAGAAGGCGGAAUGUUACUGUCACUCAUGAAGUCCAUGAAGAGAAGAUGGAAAAUGGUCAAAUCCCACCUGAUGGCUUCUUGUCAAAACCUGCUGCUGCACCAGAGCCCGUGACUAUGGCAGGAGAUGGUAUUCCACCCAAUCAACUGGAUUUCCUGCCUGACGACUUCGCUAACCUCAGGAAAGAUGGCCUGAUUCACAGACCUGGUAGUAAUGCACUUGGAGGAGGAACCAAAAACUGCAGUGUCUCUGCAGAUGAACGAAAAGUCUCCACAACAUCUGCUUUGAGAACUGUGCCAAAUACAUUGCAAAUAACUCCUGCUAUGGCGCAAGGAAUCAAUGCUGAUAUAAAACAUCAGUUAAUGAAGGAAGUUCGAAAAUUUGGACGAAAGUAUGAAAGAAUUUUCAUUUUGCUUGAAGGAGUACAAGGAUCUCUUGCAGUCAAGAAACAAUUUGUUGAAUUUACCAUCAAGGAAGCUGCAAGGUUUAAAAGACGAGUCUUAAUUCAGUACCUUGAGAAGCUACUAGAAAAAAUAGAUUCCCACUAUCUUCCCAACAAUGUAAAUCACAUCAACAGCAGAUCAUCAUGUUAACAUACUGACCAAGGAGAAAAAAAGACAAGUUGUCUGUGCUAUAGCAUGGAGUGGAAUGUUGUUGAAGCUUCCUGGAAUGCUUCAGUCAAGGGACUUGCCUUCCAGCGACCACAGGAAAGCUGUGGAGUUUUUGAUUUUAUGAUUCUCUGGCAGUAAAAUCGGGGCUUUUGUCCUAGAAGUUUUUUUUGAAGGUAUCAAUUUUUGUUUUGUUGUUUCUCUUCCCAGUAGAGGAAGGUGAUGGUGAUGUUACUAAUUCAGCAGGUUGAAUUCAGUGAACACUGCUGCCCCCACCACAGGCGAUAAGAGUGCACUCUGAACUUUGCUGUUCUGGGCAUUUCCAGGGCACAGGUAGUGCUGACUAUGUCCUGCAGAAAAAAUAGAAUUCAGUCGGUCAUUUGCAUGUGCUGAACAAAGUUUCAACAGUUCCUAGUUGUGCCUUCUAAACCAUGCAAUAUUCAGGAUAGUCUGAAUCAAAGAGUAAGAAAGCUGCUAUUGGGGUAACUUAUUUCUCUGUGGGAGGGGACCAAACGAUCUACCUCCAACUCUUCUAUUUUGUCUAGAGACAUUACAAGUGGAACCUGAGGUCGCCCCCACCCCUGACAUUUAUUCUUGUUUGUGAUGACAGAAAGUCUUCCGCUGGACUUGUACCUUCUGUGCUUUGGAAGCACCAAAAGAAAAAAAAAAUCAUGUAUAUAUUUCCUUUAAUGUUUAUACAAAGGUUUAUAUGGAUCAGUAUUGUUA